Messenger RNA from Vidua macroura (Pin-tailed whydah), 1716 nucleotides. RefSeq names its product DnaJ heat shock protein family (Hsp40) member C3 (gene DNAJC3). Bases 127 to 1641 code for a protein of 504 amino acids. Gene Ontology annotation, molecular function: misfolded protein binding; protein-folding chaperone binding. NCBI's taxonomy places the organism in Eukaryota, Metazoa, Chordata, Aves, Passeriformes, Viduidae. Gene Ontology annotation, cellular component: endoplasmic reticulum. The record is from RefSeq and is a predicted model, not a curated record. Gene Ontology annotation, biological process: protein folding in endoplasmic reticulum. The transcript has 12 exons.
GCGCGCGCGGCGCGGCCAAUCAGCGUCGACCACGACCCUCCCCGGAGGAGCUGGAGCCGCCGCUCGGUUGGGCCCGGCCCGGAGCCGCCACUGUCGGGACGGGGGGCGGCGACGGAGGAGGAGGAGAUGGUGUCCCCCUCUGCCUCCGCCGGGCGCCUGGGCUCCGCGCUGCCCUUCCUGCUCGUGCUCCUCGACCUGCAGUACCAGGGAGCUGAGUGUGGAAUAAAUGCAGAAGUAGAAAAACAACUUGAAAUGGGGAAGAAAUUAUUGGCUGCUGGACAGCUGGCAGAUGCUUUGUCUCACUUUCAUGCAGCUAUAGAGGGAGACUCUGAGAACUACAUUGCUUAUUACAGAAGAGCCACAGUGUACUUAGCCAUGGGCAAAUCUAAAGCAGCAAUUCGCGAUUUAAGUAAAGUGGUUGAAUUAAAGCAAGACUUCACAUCAGCAAGAUUACAGAGAGGACACUUACUGCUUAAGCAAGGAAAAUUCGAUGAAGCAGAGGAUGACUUUAAAAAUGUGCUCAAAUCCAAUCCUAGCAAUAAUGAGGAAAAAGAAGCCCAGACUCAGCUGACAAAAUCUGAUGAGCUGCAACGCCUACAUUCACAAGCAUUAUCUGCCUACCAGCAAGAGGAUUACGGAGCUGCUAUUUCUCUUCUUGAUGAAAUCUUGGCAGUUUGUGUUUGGGAUGCAGAGCUACGGGAACUUCGAGCAGAGUGUUAUAUAAAGGAAGGGGAACCAAGCAAAGCCAUUAGUGACUUGAAAGCUGCUGCCAAAUUAAAGAAUGAUAAUACUGAAGCCUUCUAUAAAAUCAGCAGAAUAUAUUAUCAGCUGGGGGACCAUGAAUUAUCUCUCAGUGAGGUCCGGGAGUGUCUGAAACUGGACCAAGACCAUAAGCAAUGCUUCUCUCUCUAUAAGCAAGUAAAGAAACUCAAUAAGCAGAUCGAGUCAGCAGAGGAAUUCAUCAGAGAAGGCAGGUAUGAAGAUGCUAUCAGUAAAUAUGAGUCUGUAAUGAAAACUGAGCCAGAAGUCCCAAUUUAUUCUACUCGUGCCAAAGAAAGGAUCUGUCACUGCUUAUCAAAGAAUCAGCAGGCUACAGAAGCCAUCAAACUUUGUUCAGAAGUUCUGCAGCUAGAACCAACCAACGUGAAUGCCCUGAAAGACAGAGCAGAAGCUUAUUUGCUAGAAGACAUGUAUGAAGAAGCUAUUAAAGACUAUGAGACUGCUCAAGCCAAUAGUGAAAAUGACCAGCAGAUUCGGGAAGGGCUGGAACGUGCCCAGAGAAUGCUGAAGCAAUCACAGAAGAGGGAUUAUUAUAAAAUCCUGGGAGUAAAAAGAAAUGCUCGAAAGCAAGAAAUCAUAAAAGCUUACAGAAAGCUGGCAUCCCAGUGGCACCCUGAUAACUUCCAGAGUGAGGAAGAAAAGAAGAAAGCAGAGAAGAAAUUCAUUGAUAUUGCAGCUGCUAAAGAAGUCCUCACUGACCCAGAAAUGAGGCGGAAGUUUGAUGCGGGAGAGGACCCACUGGAUGCGGAGAGUCAGCAAGGUGGCAACAACCCUUUUCACAGGAGCUGGAACACGUGGCAAGGAUUCAACCCCUUUGGUUCUGGAGGAGGACCAUUUACAUUCAAAUUUCACUUCAGUUAGAGCCAAGACUGUUUCUGGGUGGCUGCUGCUGUUUUUUACUUAAUUCAUUGAAAAAUAAAAAGUCUCUCAGUUCAA